AAGCCUACUUUUCAAAUGCUUCUUUCUCCCCCUAAACACGUCUCCAGGCCAAUUUGUUCAAUGGGAACUCGCCAUCGCUAACCGAUCCCCACGCCACUUGUCCGAUUUUCGUCUAUUUCUCUAAAACUUAUUGGCUGCCUAUAUGCUUUUAGUAAUGGCUGCAACUCACACAAACCCAAGUCAACCUGUAGAACUCUAGAAAUGCCCUUCUUUCACUCACAAGAACCUCCUAUUUAGAUCUCAUAUUUAUAAAACCAUAACAACGGUUAUGUAAAUCCUAAUUACACAUGACCAAUUUGUUUAUUUUGUGCUUUUGUUGAUCAGGCCCCUUCAGUGAGUGAUUUCGGGCGCCCAAAAACUAUCAUAAAUUUUUUUCUUUCAUGAGCACUAAUUUGGAUUGUGAAUAUAAUUACUUGUAACUUAUUUUUUUAACUUCAUCGAAUAUUUGUAUUUACAUUCCUUGAAGAUAGCAGGUGUCUAUACUGUUCCUUUGUUUGAGCACACUUGAUCAGAUACAAACAAAAGAUAUAAUGGCUUUUAGUUUUGCCGAUGAUUCUUUGCUUAACAGCAAGUUUUUUGAAGGUGAUAUCUCCUCCAGCAAUAACGUUAACCAAAGUGACGAUAUCCUUGAUGAGUUUCUCGAUCAACGAGUCUAUGAUAAUGUGGGCCUUUCCCCUGAUAAGCUGGAGUUUUUUGAGUUUUAUGAAAACUCCCCAAGCGUGAUUGCUGUUCAUCAAGGUCAGGGAACAGUUUCUAACCACAAUUAUAACGAAAGUUUAAGUCCUAUGAAUGAGGGAGAUGGUGGUGAAGUGCACUCGGUGCUAAGCAAUGUUUCCAGCCAUGUCAAUGUUGAACAUUUAAACCAUUUGUCCGAGACUAACUCGACCCCCAAUCUUAAUUCCCACACUAACAAUAAUAAUAACAGCUUCUUUGACCUGCUAAACCCCAGUCCGUCAAUGUCCACCGGCCUCUCCUCAGAUAAUGGAGAUAUGAGCCAGUAUGAAUUAUUACGUAACCAAGUUUCCAAGUUGAAGUUUGGUAAGUACGAGAUGAAAGUUACACCCGACUCCAUUGAACCCACAGUAGAUUUAUUGGACUUUUCACCAGAAGCCAUGUCUAAGCUCCCAUACUCAUUGUCCUUAUUGGGCUUACCUGAUUAUUCAAGAGUAGAAACGCAGAUCAAAAUCAAUUUCAACAUGAAUCCUCCUCCCCCACAAAACCUUUUACACAUUCCACAAGAUUUAGUGUCAAAGAAUAAGUUUUGUCUUUCUGAUGAAUUGUCUUCAUUGAGUCCUAUCAUAUUAAAGAAUUUGUUGUACCUUGAUUGUUUCGUAUUGACAUCUGAUAUGACCAAGUCCUGUAAUGUGUGUCCAAAGUGUAUCAAGAGAGAACAAAAGAGAGCUUCAAGAAGAAGAUUAGGUAUUGACGAUGCCCCAGAGUUACCUCGGAUCUCUCCACAUGGUAUUGUGAAGAACAAUCCUAGUGCAUGGUUGGAUGAUAAAAUGCUUAAGAAGGCUAUCAUGUUCAACUGUAAAGAAAUCGUAUCUUUCCCUGCUCCAAAUUCUUUGAACAACAACAAAGCUCUAGAGUUGAGCGCAAGAAUAAUCUGUUACUGCAGGCAUCAUCAAGAAAGUGAAGGUUUUAAGUUGUUGUUUGUGGUUAGAAAUUAUGAAGGUGAUGUUCUCGCUAAGCUGGUGAGUUCUAAUAUCAUGAUUAUGGAUAGAAAGAAACCUAUGUCAGGUGGCAUAAGUCAUCGUUCUUCUUCAAGCAUAACUGGAUAUGCCAAUGAAUCUAGUUCUUCUUUUACAAAGCCCUUGACUCAAAAGAAUCCGACUUCUCCUGGUAUCAAGAGUGAACCUCGUACUGAUGAAGAUUUGAAACACCCAAUAUCUCCAAACUCAAUUGAUGAAUCCUCAGAUCUAACCACUAAUGAAUCCGAAAGGAACUUGAAACGUAAGAAAUUAUCCAUUGAUGAUUCUAAUAACUCCACCAAUCCUAUGUACAACGGAUCCGUUAAUGGAUUCAGCCCUGUUUCCAAUAGUGACACAAAUACCUCCAUCAAUAAUCACCAAUUGAACAAGAAUGUUUACCAAAGAACUCCCUCCAGAAUUCCAGACAACAUAAAUUCCAACCUUACAACCUUACCCACCAUCUUGAGAAUAAUUCCUGCAGAGGGUCCAAUAAGAGGAGGAAUUGAAGUCACCUUGUUAGGAUUCAAUUUCAACUCCAAUUUGGGUGUGAAAUUCGGUGCUAACCUGGCUUUGGCUACCCAUUGUUGGUCUGAAACAACUAUUGUUACUUAUUUACCUCCGGCAGCGCAACCAGGGCAAGUGUUAGUCUCAUUUGAAAACCAUGAAAACUUGUUGACUAAUCAACAACAACAAAUAUUCACUUACACAGAUGACACAGACAAACAAUUAAUUGAGCUUGCGUUGCAGAUUGUUGGGCUCAAAAUGAACGGUAAAUUGGAAGACGCCAAAAAUAUUGCAAAGAGAAUUGUUGGAAAUGAUAACUCUAAUAAUAUUAGCAGCUCGAACAGCAAUGUCAACUCUGCUGGUAUUAGUCCUAGUGUCACGAAUAAUUCUGGCGCUCUUGAGUGGUACAACAAUGCUCAAGGUAUUGUGGAGAAGCUUACCCAAAUGAACUACUCAACAGAAGAGAUUCUAGUCAACUUUUUGAAGUUGGUCGAAUUGCCCAAUUGUCCUAUCAUCAUACCUAAUUGGCAAUUGGCUAAUAACGAAGGUCAAACCUUAUUGCAUUUGUCAACUCUCAAGAAUUAUACAAUGUUGGUCAAAUUCUUGACCAAUCAUGGCUGUAAGAUUGACUUGCAAGAUAAUCAAGGGUUGACGCCUUUGUUCUAUGCUAGUAUCAAUGGUCAAAGAGAAUUAAUAGACUUAUUCAUCAACUGCAAGGCUAAUCCUCACUUGAGAUUAUCUAAUGAUAAGACUAUCAAGGAUUAUUGUGAUUUGAACGUCAUGGAUAUGUUCUCAGAUAUUGAGAACGGUAUGGAAGAUGGAAGUAGUAUAAAUGAGGGGUUACAGAAGUCUUACAGCAUGGACUCAUUGAACUCAAUGUUUGAGAUGAAAGGAUUACAUGUCAGCAAAAUGGUGCCUGAAAGAUUAGAAGAUGACUCGGAGUUUGCUGAUUCGGAAUACAGUGGUGAUUGCGAUGUUAGUGAUUACAAUGAUGAUGUUAGUAAUUACGAUGAUGAUAUCAGUGAAGUCAAUGAUGAUUUGGGCAUUCAAGCUAGUAAUUCCAACAUACCCACAAUUUCUUACAUCGUGGAACUGGAGAGCGAGGACGCCAAAACUAUAAAAGACGGCACUUCUGAAGGUAAUGAUACAGACAGACCACCAAGUCCUGAACCUUCUUCUGGUGCUGGUGGUAUUUGGCAGAAGGUCAAGAAUGUAUUCAACAAUUCUGAUGAUGACUUGCCAAAUUACGACGACUUAUUCCCUUUCGGCCCAUCAGUUGGUCCUUUCAGACCAAAGUCCACUAUUGAAAGACUAUUAAACAAUCAACAAGACAAGGAGAUAGAAGUGCAACAGGAAUCAUCCCUGACUUCCAUCAAAGAAGCUGAAAUUGAAACUAAAGAGGACUUGUCUGACUCUUCAGAAGAUAUGAUAAUAUCUUACAUCAAUCAUCCAAGGAAAACGGUAGAGAAUGAUAAGAUGUUGAUAUUUUUCUGGGUUCCAGUAUUGUUGAUAAUUGUGUCAUUGUUUAUUUCGGUUUCUGUUAUUGGUUACGAAUUUGAACCAAUUGACAACUUUAAGCAACUCAUCAGGGAAGGUUUAGGAAAUUUAAUGGUUGGUAAUGAGAGAAUUAAAAGAGUAUUUAGUGAUAGUGUGAGGAGGUAAUUCUUCGCAGUAUAUAAUUUAAUGAAAUAUUUUCUUUUA
Molecule: messenger RNA, 3896 nt
Organism: Yamadazyma tenuis ATCC 10573
Lineage: Eukaryota; Fungi; Ascomycota; Pichiomycetes; Serinales; Debaryomycetaceae
Gene: SPT23
Product: Spt23p
Molecular function (GO): protein binding
Source: RefSeq, a predicted model, not a curated record